This is a messenger RNA of Serinus canaria (Common canary), 1093 nucleotides long. It is a transcript of the gene RPL5, whose product is annotated as ribosomal protein L5. The record is from RefSeq and is a predicted model, not a curated record. Gene Ontology annotation, molecular function: 5S rRNA binding; structural constituent of ribosome. Bases 136 to 1029 code for a protein of 297 amino acids. Gene Ontology annotation, cellular component: ribosome; cytosolic large ribosomal subunit. Gene Ontology annotation, biological process: ribosomal large subunit assembly; translation. Lineage: Eukaryota; Metazoa; Chordata; Aves; Passeriformes; Fringillidae. The transcript has 8 exons.
UCGCGCGGCCCCGCCCCGCCGGGCAGGGCAGGAGCUGCGGCUGCGCGGCGCGCGCGGCCUUUUCCCGUUUGCUGCGGAGCGCAGUCGUUGUGCGGAGCGGGCCCCGGCCUGAGGGACCGGACAGUGCCUGGCACGAUGGGGUUUGUGAAAGUUGUCAAGAAUAAGGCGUACUUCAAGAGAUACCAAGUGAAAUUCAGGAGAAGGAGAGAGGGAAAAACUGACUACUAUGCUCGCAAACGUUUGGUUAUUCAAGAUAAAAACAAGUACAACACUCCUAAAUACAGGAUGAUUGUGCGUGUUACCAACAGAGACAUCAUCUGCCAGAUUGCCUAUGCCAGAAUCGAGGGGGACAUGAUCGUGUGCGCUGCCUACGCCCACGAGCUGCCCAAGUACGGUGUCAAAGUGGGCCUGACCAACUACGCUGCUGCCUACUGCACCGGCCUGCUCCUGGCACGCAGGCUUCUGAAUAAAUUUGGCCUUGAUAAGAUCUAUGAAGGCCAAGUUGAAGUCACUGGUGAUGAAUACAAUGUGGAAAGUGUGGAUGGCAAGCCUGGUGCUUUUACAUGCUACCUGGAUGCAGGUCUUGCCAGAACUACCACUGGAAACAAAGUCUUUGGUGCUCUGAAGGGUGCAGUGGAUGGGGGGCUGUCUAUCCCUCAUAGCACCAAACGUUUCCCUGGCUACGACUCGGAGAGCAAAGAGUUCAAUGCUGAGGUUCACCGCAAGCACAUCAUGGGCCAGAACGUGGCCGAUUACAUGCGGUACCUGAUGGAGGAGGAUGAAGAUGCCUACAAGAAACAGUUCUCCCAGUACAUAAAGAACAACGUAACACCCGACGGGAUGGAAGAAAUGUAUAAAAAAGCACAUGCUGCUAUACGGGAUAACCCAGUCCAUGAAAAGAAACCCAAGAGAGACGUCAAGAAAAAGAGAUGGAACUGUCCCAAGAUGUCUCUUGCCCAAAAGAAAGACCGUGUUGCUCAGAAGAAGGCCAGCUUCCUCAGGGCCCAGGAGCGUAGAACGGAGAGCUAAGACAACUUCCACAGUUUUCUUUGAAGCUUUGGAAAAAGUGGCAAUAAAUUUAUUGAGGAAGCAA